Daphnia carinata is the source of this 710-nucleotide messenger RNA. Its product is annotated as protein dj-1beta-like. Gene Ontology annotation, biological process: guanine deglycation, glyoxal removal; protein deglycation, glyoxal removal. Gene Ontology annotation, molecular function: protein deglycase activity. Gene Ontology annotation, cellular component: nucleus; cytosol. The transcript is spliced from 5 exons. The record is from RefSeq and is a predicted model, not a curated record. The coding region runs from base 95 to 658 and encodes 187 amino acids. Lineage: Eukaryota; Metazoa; Arthropoda; Branchiopoda; Diplostraca; Daphniidae.
AUUUUGUUGUUUUCAGACGAAGCAUACGAAUCUAGAUUCGUCUGACACGCAAUUUAACGUGUUGCUAAGUUUUCUUGCAUUUAUUAAUUGUACCAUGAGCAAACGAGCACUUAUUAUUCUAGCUGAGGGAGCGGAAGAAAUGGAAGCAGUUAUAACAAUUGACACUCUACGUCGGGGUGGGAUUGAUGUAACAGUUGCUGGACUUGCUGGAAAAGAUACUGUUAAAUGCAGUCGGAUGGUGUCUAUUGUUCCAGACACGAGUCUGGAAGAGGCUCAUGCAACCUCACCUUAUGAUGCAGUUAUACUUCCUGGUGGCCUGAAAGGAUCUGAACUUCUUAGUGAAGCCCCUUUAGUUGGGCAAAUCUUGAAGCAACAUGAAAAUGGAGGGAAAAUUGUUGCAGCAAUUUGCGCAGCUCCUAUUGCCUUUAAAUCUCACAGUAUUGCCCUGGGCAAGCAAAUAACAUCUUAUCCUAGCAUGAAAGAGAGGCUGGUUGAUAAUUAUAAGUAUGUUGAUGAUGAACGAGUUGUGAUAGAUGGUAACGUGACAACCAGCCAAGGGCCUGGCACAGCAUUUGAAUUUGCUCUGUCGUUGGUAGAGCAACUUGCUGGUAAAGAAGCAGCUGACCCACUGGUCAAUCAAAUGCUUUUAAAAUUGUGAAUAUGAACGGCUUAAACCCAAACUGAUAAAUUAUAAUGUUUGCACAGUUAAA